Molecule: messenger RNA, 5169 nt
Organism: Porites evermanni
Lineage: Eukaryota; Metazoa; Cnidaria; Anthozoa; Scleractinia; Poritidae
Source: the annotation of a GenBank genome assembly
UCAGUUCCUCUGGAUAUUCUCACUCGAGGUCCUUUAGCUUUAAAAGCUUAUAAAGAGGCCCUUGCACGUGGUGAAACUUCUGUCAGGAGGGUGCCUUUAAUGCUGAUUGGACAAGGCGGUGCUGGAAAGACCACCACAAAGAAAUCAUUGAAAGGGAUCUGUUUUGAUCCAAACGAGGACAGAACUGAUGGGAUUGAUGUAGAUCCUUCCUAUUUUAAAGUGUCCACUGAGACGUGGCGGACGGGAGAGCAAGGCAACGACAAAAAUUCCGAUACCGCCAUUGACCUUAAAUAUCAUUUGGCAAGAUGUUUUGCCGAUUUUUUAAAGAUGCAAGAAAACUCCAUCCAGCGGAAUACAGAUAGAGAUUUCCUUGAUUCUGAAAUUAUUGAAGUGCCAGAGCAACUAACAACCACUGAAGAAUCAAGAGACAAAGACCAAAAAGAGGAAGCAGCUGCAGCUAAUAAAAGGUUGUCCCGAGAUGGUUUAAAUGACGACAGCUUCUCUCGUGCAUCUGUACCCGAAGAGGUAGCAGCUGUAACUGAACGGUUCCUCCGAGGAGAUGUGGACGACAACAGAGAAGACAUUUAUUUUACUUUUUGGGACUUUGCUGGACAGUCAGUGUAUUAUGUGACUCAUCCGCUUUUUCUUACAGCCAGAGCGAUGUUCCUCUUGGUGUAUGAUCUAAGCCUAAAUCCUGACGACGAAGCAAAGCCCGUUUUAAAACAAGGAGUAUACGAAGAAAGUGAAGAAAGCUACAAUAUAAAAACAAAUUUUGAUUAUCUUGACUUUUGGAUGAGGUCUGUGGCCUCAUUAGCCAGAGGUCAAGCGGAAGGGUCUAGACUAGAAGAGACGACCUCUGUGAAGCUUCCUCCCGUUUUCCUCGUGUGCACCCAUGCUGAUAAACCUUAUGGUCAUGGCGAUCCAGAAAAACUGGCCCGAAAGAUAUUUGGGUAUCUAAAGAGAAAGCCGUAUGGUGCUCAUCUGUGUGACGUAUUUUGGAUAGAUAACACAAGUCUAAGCGUCAACAAUUCUGACUGUCCACAGGUUGUCCGUCUGCGAAAGGAAAUAAUUGCUUUUGCCAAGAAGCUUCCUUUCAUUAAUGAGACCAUUCCAAUCAACUGGUUAAAGUUCGAGAAGGCUGUUCAGGCCAAAAAGGAAGUGGGAAACAAACGCAUUUCCCUGGAGUCCGCGAAAGAUAUUGCUAAAAAAGACUGCAACAUUGUUGACGAGAAAGAGUUUGAAACCUUGCUGAACUAUCUUCAUGACAUCAGAAGUUUGAUUCAUUACGAAGACACAGUGCAGUUGAAUAAAUUGGUAGUCCUAGAACCUCAAUGGUUAGCUGAUGUUUUCAAGAAGGUGAUAACUGUAAAGCCGUAUGACCCUCAAGAAAAGGAAUUCUUACAUCUGUGGCGUAAGCUUGAGUCGACAGGAGUACUGGAUGAAAAUCUUGUGGCUCAUGUAUGGGGCCCUUUGUUUGAAGACAAAGAAACAUUGGAGAGUCUCAUUGGAAUCAUGGAGAGAUUUAGCUUGUUAUGCCCUUGGCCAGUCCAUGGCUCGAGCAACAGUCAGUAUCUUGUCCCGUCAAUGUUGAUGUCAUGUCCAACAACUGACCUUCUUGAGCUAGUGGAGUCGGCCAAUAUUCCUUCCCUUUUUGUCAAAUUUUCAAAUGGUGAAGUUCCUCCAGCUUUUUUCCCUCGGUUGGUCGUACAGUUUAUUCAGUGGGGCAGAGAAAGAUUUUGGUCAGAAGAGACUCCUCAGCUCUUUGUGGGGUUUGCUAGGUUUUAUACCUCCGAAGAAAAAUGCUCUGUUAUUUUUAUAUGCCACUCCUCAUCUGUUGAGGUCGUUGUUCAUGGAGGUAAUUCAGCAUCUUUCCUACCCAGCAGCGGAGAGGAAACCUGUGCUCGUAGGGUGUGUAGACAGCUGAGCUUGAUUCUUGAGUGUAUGCGCAAUCAGUUUCCCUGGCUGGAAAAUAUGACAUAUGAAAUGUGUGUCAAAUGCCCCGUUUGCUCCAAAGGAGGGGAAGUUGCCUUUUGCCAAACCCAUGGUGCAAAAAUAUGCAAACAGGAACAAUGCCUUCACUUCUGGAUUGUGUCUGAAUUGUGCAGUGACACUAGAAAUAUCUCCUGCAGGAGGUUCGCGUUUGCUCCAGACACCACGGUUGAAAUCAGGCAGUUUUCCCCUUGGUUUCCUGCUCAAGAAGAACAGGUAAUUAAACCAUAUUUUUACUGGAAUUUUUUGGGGUCACGUGGAGUUUUCUCCAUCCAUCCCCGCCCGUCCACUCCCCUGACCACCGUGGCCAAUUUGUAAUUUAAGUAGUUUUAUCGCCGAAUCAAACCUUUUACACUAAAGCGCUUGAAAAAUUUUCCAGGUUAAAGAAGCUCGCGUUAACUGAUGACAGUUUUGAGCAAACGCUGAAAGGAAAAGUCACGGAGUUUGGAGCUAAAAUUAAAACGUUGGCACUGAAAUUGAAGUAGAGUCAGCUAUCUCUGAACGAAGGAAGAAAAGAGUGUUAUUUUUUCCUUUUUAUUAAUUACAGCUUGGGACUGAUGAAUGUGUCGGAGACCAGUUUGAUCUUGGUGAAGGUAAGGAUAGUGAGUCAACAACCAUCAGUAAGAAAAUACCCAGUAAGUGAUAAACCGUUUUGUUAAUAGACGAAUCCAAAGGGAAGAGUUCGUACAGUAUAGGAGUAACUGAAACCGUUAAGUGUAGCUUUGUGUUUAGAUGUGCCAAACCACGAACUGACUUUAUGAAGUGCUCCGAAAAUUUUAUUCAAAAUCAGAUCGGUGUAAAAAUUAAGCAAUAUUUUUUUAUGAGGCUAAACCCUAUUUAGACUUAACUUUUUUGGGACUGGACUAGGCUUGGAGGCUCGUAGCCUGUAGAUUUACCGCGGACGAUACUUUUACACAGAGUCACACCAAGUCUAUCUUUGACGUACAGUUUUGAUGUCAUAAUUAGGUAAUAUAAUGUCAAAAUGAAUUUAUUUUAAUAGUCAUUUUAAAAAACACAACAAACCAUAUUAGCAAAUUUUAAAUCACAUUUUCUUCACAAAACAACUCUCAUUAGAAGAUUGUGUCGAUACAAACGCACGAUUGAUGGUCUUGUAAUUUUUUUGCUUCAUACUGGAAGACUUUCACGUCAUUGCUGCAUUGUCAUUGUCAUUUGCGUCGUGGCGGAUUAUUUGAGUUUUUUUUUUUUUUAGUUAGAAGUGUACGGGAUGAAGCCUCCGGUACUUUAUCCACCUUGGUAGACGAGAAUCUAGAAAGCUGAGACAAAAAUGUCAGUGAGAUUACUUAACGAGCAAACGACAUUUUGAGAAGAAAUGUAAGGGGGAAUAAUCUCCGGGAAAGAGUGUAGAGUAUCGUCUAUACACUCUUUCCCGGAGAUAAUAGGAAAGUAAUAGCAUAAUUUUUUCUCUGGUAUAUCGUUAUAUAAAAAAAGAUGUGGUCGAACAAUAGCUAAAUACUUUCCUAUGUUUUUAAGUGAUUGUGGCAUUGUUUUAAUUCUAGGAAACCAAGAAAAGGCAUUGGCAGUUCGUAGCAGUGUGCUUGAACAUCUUUCGUCCAAGUCGUGCGAUGCCGAACUGGUUGUUAGCAAACUGAAGGAGACUCUGCGGUUAGAUCAAGCCUCUCUUGAACAGCCAGACUCUGACACCAAGAAACAGAUCCGCUACUUGGCUAGAGAAGCUAGUCGUUCCAACAGACCUGAUGUGGUGGAAUACUUGAGAGAAAUUACCCCUGCUGGGACUACUGGUGAGUGUUUCAUUUUUCCUCAUAAUCAUUCCUAGGAGAUGUAGUGUUUUCACUUUACACUCUAUUGAACUUUGCACUAAUUAUAAUCGAGGAUCCCUUAUUGUCUAAUUGCGUUCAUGCAUUAUUCUUAUCUCUUUCCUUUAAAGGAGGAAAGAUGACCUAUGAUCUUGGAGUCAUGUUAGAGUUUUGAUAGAUCAAACGUGGGCUAUUAACAAAUGAGUUUUACAUACUGAUAUGCAUGCUUGAUUCCAGGUCCACUAUUACCUGAAUCCCUUGACGUGAGAAGAAUCCCUAUUUCGCAAGCAAGACAGCUUACAAUCGACUUGACUGGUAUGGAUUUUAGGAUAAACUCAACCUGUCUGACGUCUUAUUUUGUGAGCAAAUUAAUACUUUCUUUAGGUCGAGGUAAAAGUUAUCAGCCGAGCCGAAGGCCGAAGCUGGUUACGCUCACUUAGACCUUGAUUAUUACGGGCAUCACAAAAACCAAAACUAAGAACUGUCUUAUUGUACACUGUUUCGAAGAAAGUGACAACAAACACACCAUCGCACAGAACACAUUUUGUCAUUGUUCUUGGAAAUCAUGCGUUGAGUGCGCAACCUACAAAUUAGUCAUUAACCUGAUAGUAGACAACUAAUCUGUACGUUGCGCUUAUUUCCAAAAUCUAUCUAGUGUACAUGUAGGAUCUUAUUCAAUGAGAAGACACAGGUAUUGAGUACAGUCAACUCUCGCCUUGUGAACACCCCGCUAUAACGGACACCCCGAUAAUACGGACAGCAGCUAUAUCCCAGGAAACAAUAAAUUACAGACAUUUGACUGAAAUGAACUCCCGCUAUUACGGACUCUCGCUAAUCAGGACGCUAUGUCGAGGUCCCUGCUGGAGUGUCUGCUAUAAAGAGAGUUGACUGUACAAUGUAUAAAAAUUAUUAUUAAGACUAUCAUUAUCAUUAUCAUUUUAAACUGCCUUAUUUAGUCUUAAUGCAUUGGCACGCAAGUACAAAUUGGGGACAUGCUUUUGCGUUUCGUGCUGCAAAUGGGCCACUCAAAGAUCUAGCCGUCUUUUGGAAAAAGGCCUUUUCCCGAGUGUUGGUUCGUCCCCUGGAAUCAAACUCCACUUCCUCCCGUUGGCGCUUUACUAAAUCAGCUUACCCAACAGUAGCUAGGUCAGUUUAGGUGUAGGUUGUUAGGCAACCGCUGAUCUUUCGGUUUUUCUUUGUUGUAGUUGCAGGCGGCGAAAAGUGGAAGUUUGUUGCCGAGAAACUGGGUUUGAAUCCCGGAGAGAUCCGUUUUCUUGACGAGCGCAACAAGAAUCCAGUUGAAGCUCUCUUAGCCUUUGUCGCGAAUCAGCGUUACAUGUCGGUGGGAGAACUUUAUCAAGUCUUAUGCCAUUGUGGGAUUCCCGUAAUCGCCGAUCAACUGUAA